Drosophila albomicans is the source of this 776-nucleotide messenger RNA. It is a transcript of the gene Adi1, whose product is annotated as acireductone dioxygenase. The coding region runs from base 82 to 630 and encodes 182 amino acids. Gene Ontology annotation, molecular function: acireductone dioxygenase [iron(II)-requiring] activity. The record is from RefSeq and is a predicted model, not a curated record. Lineage: Eukaryota; Metazoa; Arthropoda; Insecta; Diptera; Drosophilidae. The transcript is spliced from 5 exons.
AAAACAGCUUUUUGCAAAGAAAGCUCUUUUUGUUAAGAACAGUCUUGAUCUUGUUUUGGAGCACAGAGUUCAGCUAGUGAAAUGGUGCAAAUCUGGUUUAUGGACACCGAUCCGAGUGAUCAGCGACUGGAGCAUAAACGCAGCCCCGUUGAGUACUUGGAAUUGGAGAAUCUGUACAAGAAAACCGGCGUGGAGUACUUCAAGAUCAAUGCUGAUGACUAUCUGAAUGACAAGCAAUUGAACGAGCUGCGUGCCACGCGUGGCUACACCUAUGAGGAUGAGAUCACUUGCUCGGAGCAAUGUUUGCCGGAUUAUGCGAACAAGCUGAAGGCUUUUUACACCGAGCACUUGCACACUGACGAGGAAAUCCGCUUGAUACUCGAUGGCUCCGGCUACUUUGAUGUGCGCGAUGGCGACGAUAAUUGGCUGCGCAUUCAGGUGGUCAAAGGUGAUAUGAUUAUUAUACCGUCGGGCAUCUACCACCGUUUCACACUGGACACCAAUAACUUCAUUCGAACCCGGCGUUAUUUCAUUGGUGAACCUGUUUGGGCUCCGCACAAUCGUCCAGCUGAUGAUAUGGACUGUCGUAAGGCCUAUUUGCAGCAUCUGGGUCAACUGACCAAGGCUUAAAUAUUGAUUCGGCAUUUAUUUUUUUGUUAACGCUUGUUUUUCACUCCUAAACAUAUUGAAGAUCAGUUUGUGGUCAAUGUGACCAUUUGCACUAUAUUCAAAUUAACCAAAAAUAUACCGUACAACUUGUGUUGAAUAUUCCAAAA